AUGAUAGAACAACUUCCCAAUACUAUCAUAUUAAAUAUCAUUAAAUCAGUAGACAGCAAUGUAGAUUUAAUAUGUCUAUUGUCAACUUGUAAAAGGUUAUUCUAUAACAUCAUUCAACAAUACAAUGCUACACUACAAUUCAAACAUAUUCAAUACUUUCAAGAGGGUAGCUCACUCUUUAUACAAAAUGAACAAUUGGUCAAGUCAUUAAAGAGUUUUCGUCUACAAUCAUUUAAAAGUCUAUUCAACAAUGCUCUAUCCAAUCAAAUGGUAGUGUCUGAUGAUCAAGAUAGAUUACCAUCAUUUUGUCAUUUCAACUCUUCAUCCACUGCUGCUGCUGAUAGACUAUCACUAUUUAUAUCAACAAACAACUUGGAUGAUACUAUCAGAGCACCAUCAACAACAAGAUCUAUUGACAUCACCUGCCACUUAAACAGACCACUACCAUCAACUCUAUUUCAAGGUAUAGAGAAUCUUGAAAAGCUUCUCAUUUCAAGUGAAUACACAUCGACAGAGAGAAUAAUAUCUGACAAGUUGCCAGAGACUCUUAAAUGCUUUUCAAUCUAUUACAAGUAUCCAUCUUGUAUUGAAGGAGGAGCAGGAGGAGGAGGAGAAGACUCAUUUUUUCCAUUGGGAAUAGAGAAAAUCCAUCUCACUGGAAAUGAUGAUGUGACAACAUCACUCAACUCUCUUGGUCUCGAGAAACUUGGAUCACUCGACACACUGUCUGUUGGACCGGUUGUCAUCACGGAAUCUCCUCCCUUGUUCAUAUCCUCCCCAUCCCCUCCAUCCAUUUUACCAAGUUCAUUGACAUCACUUGAUCUUGGAAUCAAAGGUAAUAUCCCAUCCGACCUUUUCCAAUCACUCGUCUCCCUCGAAGAUUUAUCAAUCAACAUGCAUCAAAAUGGAGACGCCAUGUUGAACUUGGACCUCACACAUCUCCAUGCCUUGAAGAAUUUUUCAAUGUUUACAUCGUGCAGUGAAUUAUUCACCGAUGCUACUAUCAAGCUUCCUCUUUCAUCGUCGCUCAAAUCCAUCUUUAUCUCUGACUUUUACAAGUUGUCCAAUCUUUCAACUCUUUUUUUCCCAACAACCUUGGAAAAACUAGAUAUGUAUUUGGGGCCGACCGAUUAUGAGACGGUACAGUUACCAAAGUCUCUCACCCGAAUCGCCAUCUCACCUUGUCAAGUUCCAAUACCCGUUGGAUUUAUUCCAAGUGGAGUAAAAUCAUUAUCAAUUUCAUCGUACGAUUCAAGAGAGGUUGAAAUAUUACCAGGAUCUAUACCAUCGUCAGUAGAGACUCUAUCGCUUAUCGGAUAUGAUGGCCCAACGACAUCAGAGUAUUUCCCAGACUCUAUCAAACAUCUGACCUGGGAUAGACAGAGCACCACUCAAGCGCUCCCACCAGCAUUGGAGAAAUUACUUUGGGGAUAUGCCACCAGUAUUUCAGGGGAUCUCUCUUGUGCGUUGCCAUCAACCAUUCAACAAAUUGAAUACCAUGGUGUCGUCCAAUUCCCCCUACCUCCUUCUCUCACCAAACUAGAAUGUCAAUUUGAUCCAACUUGUCACAUUGACAAUUCAUACUAUUCAAUUUCAAAGCUCAACUACUGUCAAAAAAAACAACAAGAUGGUCCAUUAUUAUUAUUACCAUCAAAUCAAAGAAAACUAAAAAUCAAUAUGGAAGGUAUUGUACUUGAUGACAAAGAUAAUCCAAAUCAUAUUAGCAAGUUUAGUUUUAGAUUGGAUCAAGUGAUCAAUCAAACAAAUAUAGAAAAAUUAACAAUUAAUAUAUAUGGAAUGACAUGGUUUAAAGCAACAAUUAAAAGAUUAGAAAAAGAUAAUUCAAGAGUAUUGAUUGUUGAUAACAAAUCUUUAUUUGGUGGUAUCAUUAGUCAAUCUAGAAAUCGUUCAAACAACAAUGAAUAUCCUCCUAUUUAUCUUUACAACGACAAUCAUUAUCAAUAUAAAAAUGAAGAUUUAUCUUUUUGUGUUUACAGUGUUAUUGUUGCACUGUUCUCUGUUUGGGGUAUCCUUUGCCGUAUGAAAUACCAACAACUCUUCAUGUAUUUGGUUAUUCUUCCCAAUACUCUGCUAUCAAUAUAUCAAGUGGAGAAGUCAUUGUUAAUCAACGCAUACCUUUUUCUGGCUCCUGGGUUUAAUGGUGUUAUGCAACCUUCAGCAGCUGGUGGUAAUGAGUUUAUUAUCCUCGGAGGUAAUUAUACUAAUCUUGAUGGAAGUUCAUAUCUCCCAAUCAUUUGGACAUAUAAUAAUAACUCUCUUGUUCAAAAGUCAUUCAUAAAUAAGGAGGUCUCAGUUUCCAAUUUCUGGAAUACUAUGAUGGCAACAUAUGAUUCAAUUGACAAUAUAGUUUAUGUGACAUCAAUGUUGGCAAAUUAUGAUUCUAUAUUGCUAGCAUAUGAUUUAUGUCAACAUAAAGUAAAAAAAACAUUAGAGCAUUGGUUCUAUCCUAAUUUAAACGUUAAUUAA
Cavenderia fasciculata is the source of this 2487-nucleotide messenger RNA. RefSeq lists its product as uncharacterized. The transcript has 5 exons. Lineage: Eukaryota; Evosea; Eumycetozoa; Acytosteliales; Cavenderiaceae. The record is from RefSeq and is a predicted model, not a curated record. Bases 1 to 2487 code for a protein of 828 amino acids.